Labrus mixtus (cuckoo wrasse) is the source of this 1015-nucleotide messenger RNA. RefSeq names its product inhibitor of DNA binding 1, HLH protein (gene id1). Gene Ontology annotation, molecular function: protein dimerization activity; transcription regulator activity. Gene Ontology annotation, biological process: cell differentiation; negative regulation of transcription by RNA polymerase II; circadian regulation of gene expression. The transcript is spliced from 2 exons. The record is from RefSeq and is a predicted model, not a curated record. Gene Ontology annotation, cellular component: cytoplasm; nucleus. NCBI's taxonomy places the organism in Eukaryota, Metazoa, Chordata, Actinopteri, Labriformes, Labridae. Bases 2 to 523 code for a protein of 173 amino acids.
GAUGUUGCAAACUGUCAACAUUGCCUUGCUAUCAUCAUCAAGAGGAGAAGUCACCUCUUUGCAGAUCUCAACAUUUCCCUCGUCAUUUUUGGAAAGUACUACUACUACAACAACACGAAUCAACAUGAAGGUUGUCGGAUCUACCUGCGCCCUGAAGAGCAAAGUUAGCGGUGACGACAUGGUACGCUGCCUGUCCGACCAGAGCCUGACCAUCUCCAAAUGCAAGAUCCCACUGCUGGACGAGCAAAUGGCCGUCUUUCUCCAGGACAUGAACAACUGCUACAGCAAGCUAAAGGAGCUCGUGCCCACCCUGCCUACAAACAAAAAGGCCAGCAAAGUUGAAAUCCUGCAGCAUGUCAUUGACUACAUCUGGGACCUGCAGGUCGAGUUGGACGAGCCGGAGAAGAGCCGCCAGCUCUCCAACGGCACCGUCCAUCGCACGCCGCUGACCACCCUGAAUGCAGAACUCGCCAGCAUCGCAGUAGAGAAUGGGUGCUCGGAUGACAGGAUCAUGUGCCGUUAAGAGGUCGUGGAGUAUCGCACCAUCAACCCACAGCGGGCACAGCAACUAUCGAACAAGGCUCAUUGAUGUGAUCACAUCGAUAAAAAAAAAAAACCUUGAACUCAGUAGGGACGUUUCAAACAGUGUGAACAUCCUGCGGCUUUGAGGAUCUCUGACACUCAGGGCUCUCGAUUCAUGAGAGGGCCCCGAGAGAAGAAGUAGACCGGUGGUGUCCAGAUAUAGACUGGGUUAGCCGGGGGACCAAGACAAGUUCAGUGCAACACAGCAUCGCUUGUUGCUUGUAGAGUUUUUAAAGAAAGCUAAUUUCUGUUACGCUCUUUGUAUCUUGUGUAAACCUAUAGAGAAAUUAACGUUUUGUUAAAAAGUAAAUUUCUCAGAUUCCUGAGCAAAAAAACUGUAUUGUAUAUUACAAUGCCAUAUUAUGUGAAGAUAUUGUUUUCUUACAAUGUACCUUAUUGAUGUUUUUAUUAAAACAAGACAAUUAUUUUUGAA